Sclerotinia sclerotiorum 1980 UF-70 is the source of this 1299-nucleotide messenger RNA. RefSeq lists its product as hypothetical. The record is from RefSeq and is a predicted model, not a curated record. Gene Ontology annotation, molecular function: protein tyrosine phosphatase activity. The coding region runs from base 1 to 1299 and encodes 432 amino acids. The transcript is spliced from 2 exons. Gene Ontology annotation, biological process: protein dephosphorylation. Lineage: Eukaryota; Fungi; Ascomycota; Leotiomycetes; Helotiales; Sclerotiniaceae.
AUGAUUGCAAGCCUUACAGUCAAGACGGAUUUCACAUCAGAGAAACAGAAACACACCACUCCACAUUUCCUCAACUUGUCGCCGAGUGCCUUAGGGAGCAAAUUCAUAGCUCUUCGAAAUCAUGAACAAACUUUAAGGACGAUGCCAAAUACAUUAUUAUAUCAUCCCGUUGUGCUAUCGCGCAAUAGAUAUAGCGAUGUCUAUCCAUGGGAACAUCAUCGAAUUAAUCUUCAUUCGCUACAAUUUGGUUAUAUAAACGCAUCACCCAUUGCACUUCGAACUGCAAAUGGAAGUGGAGAGGAACAGGAAAAUUACAUAGCGACACAGGGACCAAGGGAUAAUGGUUAUGAUGGUGGUCUGUUUUGGGAAAUGUGUUGGCAAGAAAAUGUCGAGGUGGUGGUUAUGUUGACAAGACCCGUGGAAGAGGGGAAAGAGAAAUGCGGUGUUUAUUAUGCAGAGGAUGUCGAAGAGGUCAAGAGAAUCGGAGAAUGGGAGGUUAGAUGUGUAGGGAAAGAGGAAGAGGGAGGAACCGUUAGGAGGACGUUGAAAUUGAGAAGAGUAGGGAGAGCGGCACGUAGUGUGAGUACAGCAAGCGGUGCUAGUAUCGGGAAUGGUACAGUUGGGACGAUUGAGACGGUGGAAGAGCACUCGGAGGAAGAAAAAGAAACGGAAAUUAAAAUUGAGGAGUUACAGGAGGAAGAAGCACAAAUUGAAGAACGCACGAUUCAUCAUUUCCUCUUCGAAUCCUGGCCGGAUAAUGACAUUCCUCAAUCGCCCGCCGAUAUCCAUUCGCUCCUUACCCUUCUCGAUGUCUCCCGCGCAGCUAACAAUCACUCGAUCACGCCCCGCGUAGUCCACUGUUCAGCAGGUGUUGGUCGAACUGGUACAUUCAUCGCUCUAGAUCACCUUUUGAGAGAAUUGGACAUGGGGCAUCUGGAUGGAUUAUCUAAAGACAAAGAUCCCGUGCUUGAGACGGUGAAGAGGCUGAGAGAUCAAAGAAUGCUGAUGGUACAUAAGGUUGCGCAGUAUGUGAUGAUUUAUAACGUGUUGAAGGAGAAAUGGUUGGAAAGAGAAAGAGAGAAGAGCUCAAAGGAUAAGGAGGGAGAGGAAGAUACUGAAGUCGAGAUUGAGACUCCAGGAGGUGGUUCGGCUAGAAAGAGGAAAUUAGCAUUGGUAUUGACAUUAGCGUUGGCAUUGGCAUUGGCACGAGCAUUAUUGGCAUUAGCAUUGAUUUGGUUGGGAGGUAAUAGACAAAAAGUUUAUGGACGGGAAAUCGGUUCGAUGACAUUGUUGGAUUAG